UUAGCUCUUUGCUAAUAGAGAUCAAGUAGACAUCGAGAUUCGAAAAAUUUGUUGUUUGUCAUUUGAGAUUUGAGAAUAAUACGAAAUUUUGAAGCAAAGAUUCCCCAUUUACUCUCUUCUAGUUCUACUCCUCCAUUUGCUGAUCGAUUCCACAUUCCGUACGACUCAUAUGCCCUGCCGUAAUCGCAUACUCUCUUCCAUCGCUCAAAAUCCCAACUCCCCAUUGAAGCGUUUCUCUUACUUCUUCUCCCACAAUCCCAAAUAUUUCAGCCGAUUUUUCUUCCAAGACCCACCAAUGCCUCCGUCUUCUGUAAAAAUCGUCGCGGAGUAUGCCAAGUCGAAUCGGUCUACGUGCAAGACCUGUUCCAAAAAGAUUGCUGCCAAGGCUCUGAGGCUGGGUUUCGUGAGCCGAGACGAGCGGGGGUUCGAUAUGACCCGAUGGGUUCACUCCGAUUGCGCUUCGUUUGGUUCAGAGCCUGUUAGUUCCGCCGAGGCGAUUAAUGGGUUCGCUCUCUUGGAGGGUUGUGAUCAGGAAGCUCUGAAAAAACUGAUUAGCAGAAGCCAUGAAUCUAAGGGAAAGGAUGAUGUUAAGAAUGAGACAGAAGGAAGCGAGUUAAUUGCCAAGGGUUCCAGGGUUCGCCGAAGGGAUGAGGACGAAGAAGAUGGAGUAGACGAAAAAGAUCAAAAGAAAGUCAAGCCAAAGUUAGAUAUCGUCCUUACGACUUCCGACAUAAAGACCAAAUAUAAGGAUGCUACACUCUUACCUAAAUGGAAGGCAUUCCAGACACUCAUCUUUCUUGAACAGGAUGAAGGGCUACAUCAUUCAAGUAAAAUAGCUGCAUUUGAUUUUGAUGGCUGUCUGGCAAACACAUCUGUUAAAAGAGUAGGUGCUGAGGCGUGGUCUCUGAUGCACCCUUCAAUACCACAAAAACUACAUAGCUUGUACAGCGAUGGCUACAAGCUGGUAAUAUUUACGAACGAAUCGAACAUCGAGAGAUGGAAGAAUAAGAGGCAGGUUGCUGUGGACUCCAAACUUGGGCGUCUCAAUAAUUUUAUCCGUCAGGUCGAGGUCCCAAUUCAGGUGUUUAUUGCAUGCGGAAUUGGAAAUGGAUCGAAGUCGAAGUUGGAGGGUGGAGUAGAAGACCCGUUUAGAAAACCGAAACCUGGGAUGUGGCACAUCAUGGCGCAGCACUUCAACUCCGGCAUCCCCAUUGAUAUGGAGCAAUGUUUUUACGUGGGGGAUGCAGCUGGUAGACCCAACGAUCACAGUGAUGCUGAUCUCAACUUUGCUCAGGCCGUUGGGUUGAAAUUUUAUGUUCCUGAAGAAUAUUUUGGUGAGUGAUUAUUUAAUUUCCCAAUCACCAGCCAAAAGAAAGGCUGUGUGGCAUUGUAAUUAUUUUCUUGAUAGCUGCUGCUGUACCUCAUUUUCAACUUUACUUCACUGCUAUUAGUAAUUAGUAAUUAGUAUUA
Messenger RNA from Momordica charantia (bitter melon), 1470 nucleotides. RefSeq names its product phosphoesterase. The record is from RefSeq and is a predicted model, not a curated record. Gene Ontology annotation, biological process: DNA repair. Gene Ontology annotation, molecular function: ATP-dependent polydeoxyribonucleotide 5'-hydroxyl-kinase activity; double-stranded DNA binding; zinc ion binding. NCBI's taxonomy places the organism in Eukaryota, Viridiplantae, Streptophyta, Magnoliopsida, Cucurbitales, Cucurbitaceae.